Arachis duranensis is the source of this 550-nucleotide messenger RNA. RefSeq names its product NADH dehydrogenase [ubiquinone] 1 beta subcomplex subunit 2. Bases 63 to 269 code for a protein of 68 amino acids. Gene Ontology annotation, cellular component: mitochondrial inner membrane. Lineage: Eukaryota; Viridiplantae; Streptophyta; Magnoliopsida; Fabales; Fabaceae. The record is from RefSeq and is a predicted model, not a curated record. The transcript is spliced from 4 exons.
UGUGAGAUUCCACUCUGUACUGAAUCAUUCCGAUUUUCCCAAUUCGCAGAUCGAAGUCGAAAAUGGGGGGAGGCCACGGCGAGGGCACAACCUACAAAGGCAUAACCAUACACCAACCUAAGCGGUGGCACACCGUCGCCGGCAAGGGUCUCUGUGCUGUUAUGUGGUUUUGGGUGUUUUACAGAGCAAAGCAAGAUGGUCCUGUAGUGUUGGGUUGGAGGCAUCCUUGGGAGGGCCACGAUGAUCAUGGCCAUGGUGGUGGACACUAGCAGACUUCAGCUCAGAAAAGGGGAACAACAAAUCUUGAAGAGUCUGUGUUUGCCGUUAGUUUCAAAUGUUUACCUUAUCGCAUCAAAUAAAUUUAGCAGCAAAAGAAGAGAUUUAUUUUGCAUAAUUUCAUGAACAAUAAUAUUGUACUUUCAGAACCAUACCCUGUCAACUUUGGUGAUAGUUAUGAUUGUUUGGAUAAAUGUUUCAUGUCUUUUGGCUUUGGGAGUAAUUUAUGUUAUAGACUCAAUAUUUGUGUAUCUAAUUGAGAACUUUGGUGUAA